Messenger RNA from Menidia menidia (Atlantic silverside), 807 nucleotides. NCBI's taxonomy places the organism in Eukaryota, Metazoa, Chordata, Actinopteri, Atheriniformes, Atherinopsidae. The record is from the annotation of a GenBank genome assembly.
AUGGCACAUAGGCUCCUCUCAUCUGCGAACAGAGUCAGCGCCAGAUUCGCCUUCAUAUGCACCUUGUCAUUGUCUUGUACGUACUUGUGCUAUAAUAUCAUUUUCUAUCGCGGCACAAUCAUGACAAACCAGGGCUACAAGUCCCCCAAAAGAAAGAAACCACAAAGUCCGCACAAGGAGGAAGGGAAGGGAUUGAUGCCACGGACACUAGACAGCCAGAUCACAUUAGAGAAGACUCCCAGCUACUUUGUCACCAGAGAAGCCCCCCGGCGCAUCUCCAGCAUGUCCCAUGAAACCAAACUGAUAGUUGUGGUGCGCAACCCUGUCACGAGAGCCAUCUCUGACUACACGCAGACACUUUCCAAGAAGCCUGACAUCCCUACAUUUGAAGAGCUAGCCUUCAAGAACAAAAGUGUGGGUUUUGUAGACACGUCCUGGAACGCCAUUCGGAUCGGAAUGUACAUUCUGCACCUGGAGAACUGGCUGCAGUACUUUCGACUGUCGCAGAUGCACUUUGUGAGCGGCGAGCGGCUGAUAACGGAUCCAGCCGGGGAAAUGGGUCGCGUACAAGACUUUUUAGGGCUCAAGCGAAUAAUCACAGACAAGCACUUCUACUUCAAUCGAACCAAAGGCUUUCCCUGUCUGAAGAAGCCGGAAAGCAGCAGUCAACCGCGAUGCCUUGGCAAAUCUAAGGGUAGAACUCACGUACAGAUCGACCAGGAGGUCAUAGAGCAGCUGCGGGAGUUUUACAGGCCGUACAACAUCAAAUUCUAUGAAACUGUGGGACAAGACUUCAAGUGGGAUUGA